Acipenser ruthenus (sterlet) is the source of this 5524-nucleotide messenger RNA. RefSeq names its product E3 ubiquitin-protein ligase NEURL1B-like. Lineage: Eukaryota; Metazoa; Chordata; Actinopteri; Acipenseriformes; Acipenseridae. The coding region runs from base 337 to 2055 and encodes 572 amino acids. Gene Ontology annotation, molecular function: ubiquitin protein ligase activity. Gene Ontology annotation, biological process: ubiquitin-dependent endocytosis. The record is from RefSeq and is a predicted model, not a curated record. Gene Ontology annotation, cellular component: early endosome. The transcript is spliced from 5 exons.
UUAAAGCAGCGCUGCCAAACCCGUCCCUCAGCGGGGGUGCUCAGGUUCACCACUGGCCGCUAUUGGACACGGCAGAUACAAAUAUAUGCACGUGUUGUUGUUGUAUCUUUUAAACAAAACCCAGGCGGGAGUUUCUGUUAUAUGUUUGUUUUUUUUCAAAUCAUUACAUGUGGGCGCUGAAUCCGCACAGAGAAGCAGCAGACGACACAACUGCGCUGAACCGCCUGUUAUCGUUCAGUAUUUUAUACGACUCGGGUUUGUUAUCGUUUAUGUUGCAAGUUUAUUUUUAUUUCUUUAUUUAUUUUUGUAUUUGUUUUGCAAACGUACACAUUUAAAAUGGGAAACGGCGAAUCCAGCUUGUUCAGCAGACCGCCCUGCCCCGAGCUGUCUUUCCGACUCAAAGGCGCUCAGAGUCUGGCGGUGAUUGGCAGCGACGCAGUAGUGAACCCUCAAAGCCGCUCGGUGCCCAGCAGACACUACUACACUCUGCCCAGAACAUCUGCACCCCACGCUGGGCUCAUCCUGGAGCCCCCACGCUUCCACCCCCAGACCAAGGGCAAGAACAUCCGGCUGGACUCUCAGCUGCGCAGGGCCACACGCAAGAAUAGCUUCUGCAACGGGAUCGCCUUCAGCCAGCGGCCCGUGCGGCUGUACGAGAAGGUGCGGCUGCAGCUCUCUGGGGUGCACAAUGGCUGGAGCGGGGCGCUGCGUUUCGGAUUCACCAGCAUGGACCCCGGAGAGCUGAGCCCCUCCGACAUCCCCAAGUACGCCUGUCCCGACCUGGUGACCCGGCCCGGAUUCUGGGCCAAGGCUCUGCCAGAGAGGCUGGCCCUGAGGGACACUGUGCUGGCCUUCUGGGCUGACAGACAUGGUCGCAUCUUCUACAGCAUCAACGAGGGGGACCCUCUCCUCUUCCACUGCGGAGUCAGUGUCGGGGGACCCCUGUGGGCGAUCAUAGACAUCUACGGGAUCACACAGGAGGUCACGCUGCUGGAGAGCAUGUUUGCAGAGAGUGUGGGUUCCAGCCGGCUCAGCGCAGCCAGACUCAGCGCCUACCUCCCCCAGAGCAACCACGACUCAGCCAACUACAGCAACAACCAGCUCGAGACAAACCAAGCUGCCGCUGCCAAGAUCGCCACUCUGCAGCUGGGCAACUGCCACCAGCUCCCCCCCUGCUGCUCCUCCUCCUCCUCAUCCCGGGGCAUGCGGGGCCUUCCCCCCUUGCUGGACACUGACCUGCACUUCCACCCAGUGCGGGGCUCGGACAUCAGCCUGUCUGCUGAUCGUACGGCCGCAUGCAUCCACUGGCUGGACAGCAGCCAGACUCUACUGUUCACUGACCGGCCCCUACACGUCGGGGAGACCCUGUUUGUGGAAGUGGGCCACUUGGGGCUGCCCUAUUUCGGGGCGUUCUUGUUCGGGGUGACCUCCUGUGACCCCGGGACCCUGCGGACGAGCGAGCUGCCGUCGGACCCCGAGCUCCUGCUGGACCGCAAGGAGUACUGGGUGGUGUACAAAGGCUUCCCUGUGCCCAGCCCCGGAGACGUGCUCAGCUUCUCAUUGCUGCCCAGUGGAGAGGUCCACCAUGGGGUGAACGGGGCCUCCCGGGGCAGGCUGCUCUGUGUCGACACUUCCCAGGUUCUCUGGGCCUUCUUCAGUCUCCACGGAGCCGUCAACCGCCUGCGGAUCCUGGGGUCCAUGCAGUCCAGCCCCUCGAACGGAUCCCACGGAGGGACCCCCGACGACAGCGACUCGGACCUGGCCUUCAGUGUCAACCGCUCGUCCUCAGCAUCCGAAUCAUCCCUCGUGACGGCACCAAGCUCCCCCCUGAGCCCCCCCCUCUCCCCAGCCUUCUGCCCCCCGGAGCUGCCCCCGGGCAGCAAGAACGGAGAAUGCACCGUGUGCUUCGACCAGGAGGUGGACACGGUCAUCUACACCUGCGGGCACAUGUGCCUCUGCAACGCCUGCGGGCUCAAGCUGAAGAAACACAUCAACGCCUGCUGUCCCAUCUGCCGCCGGCCUAUCAAAGACGUCAUUAAGAUUUACAGGCCGUGAAUUUCAGAGAUUUCCCCGGGAGCUCAGCCUCGUCACCGGCUUCCCGUUUCCCUUCUUUCACUCUCGCUCCGUCCCGGGAGGAAUGGGCGUCACACACCCUGGCAGCACUGACGGCGAGAUGGAAACCUCAUACCACUGUACUGUAGUGUCCCAGAGUGAAAAUGGAUCCCCAGUGCCUUGACUGUGAUGCAGGACGGAACUGAACCUCUGUUCUGCAUGCCCAUGAAGAGCGUAUGUGUGUAUAUAUAUAUAUAUAUAUAUAUAUAUAUAUAUAUACACACACACGUGCCUCAUCUAUUAUUAUUAUUAUUAUGUAUUUCUUAGCAGACACCCUUAUCCAGGGCGACUUACAAUUGUUACAAGAUAUCACAUUAUUUUUACAUACAAUUACCCAUUUAUAAAGUUGGGUUUUUACUGGAGCAAUCUAGGUAAAGUACCUUGCUCAAGGGUACAACAGCAGUGUCCCCUACCAGGGAUUGAACCCACGACCCUCCGGUCAAGAGUCCAGAGCCCUAACCACUACUCCACACUGCUGCCCCAUCUAUAAGAGAACACACACUGCAUGCUGUAUGCUGGUAUUGUAACACACUACACUUCCACAGGUAAUGGGACGCACAGGGGAAUGUACCUAAAUCAGUGUAGCCACUUCACAGAGGAAAUCAAGAGGACUGCAAUUAUACUGUUCAGCUACUGAGCAUGUUUGUGGAGUACAUGCAUUUUCUAAAGGGGUUUAUUAAGGGAGCAGUUUAAUGCAAUGCGAUUGGAAGUCUACAGUAUGCAGUUUGCAGCACGUAAAUCUAAGUGGUUCAUCUUUUUAUCAGAAAAAAAACAAACAAACAGCAUUGAUUCUAAUAAGGAGUGAAACAUGUCAAUGAGACAAUCGGCUUUUUUAUUGCAGUUUUUAAUCUUGUUUAAUGUAACAGAUAUGUAUUAUACCACCCCAGAGGUCGGGGUCCAGUUUAUUACACCGUGUAACAAUUUUAUUUAUUUUUUUUGGUUCCUGGGUAGUAAGUGUUAUUUCCUAAUUGCUUAUGCCUCAAAAGUAUAGAAAAUGGCUAUUAUUCCCCACAAACUUUGCUUUUGUGACCAGGACAGUGAUAUUUUGAAAUUUACCUAUUUUCCAGAACAUUCCAGAUAGAUUCAGUGCUGAGUAAACUUGGAGUAACUUCUAGAACUUUCUAGAACUUUCCAAUAAUAUAAAUAGUAGUAUAAAUACAGGGGCCUUAAGCCCACCAGUUCAGUUUAGUUCCAGCUGCCUAAGUGGAUAUAUAUCUGCAUUUUUCUGAGAUGGCAUCAAGGUCAUAGGAGACUUCAAAAUGGUGGCAUUCCUGAUGGGUCUCCAAGGCGGUUUUACCAAGUUUCCCUGCUAUCUUUGCCUUUGGGACAGCAGGGACACCAAGGCGCACUACCACAGGCGGGACUGGCCACAGCGGACCGAGUUCUCUGUGGGGAGGAACAAUGUCAAGUGGGAGCCACUGGUGGACCCCCGGAAGGUGCUGAUGCCACCACUGCACAUCAAAUUGGGCCUUGUGAAACAAUUUGUCAGAGCUCUAGAUAAGGAGUCGGCAGCCUUCAAGUACCUUCAAGACUUCUUCCCUAAGCUGUCUGAGGCAAAGGUCAAAGCCGAUGUCUUCGUCGGACCACAGAUAAAGAAGAUCCUGGAGUGCAAUGAAUUCCCCAAGAAGCUCACUAGUAAGGAGAAAGCGGCUUGGAACAGCUUUGUCGCAGUGGUUCGGGGCUUCCUGGGCAAUCACAAGGCCGAAAACUAUGUGGAGCUGGUUGAGACUCUGGUGAAGAACUACGGCACAAUGGGCUGUAGGAUGUCCCUCAAAGUCCAUAUCCUUGAUGCUCAUCUUGAUAAAUUGAAGGAGAACAUGGGAGCGUACUCGGAGGAGCAAGGCGAGCGCUUCCACCAGGAUAUACUGGACUUUGAACGCCACUACCAAGGACAGUAUAACGAGAAUGUGAUGGGAGACUACAUUUGGGGGCUGAUUUGUGAAAGUGAUUUACAGUAUAAUCGUAAAUCUCGAAAAACUACUCACUUCUAAAUCUUUUGUAGUCAUUUUUGUAUUACUUUAGUAUAAAUACAUGUUAAUUUGGAUUCAUAUGUUGUUGUUUUCUGACUUUAUGUGAACGAAAAGACACAAAUUCGCCCGUUUUCUCAUUGGAAAUAGGUAAAUUUCAAAAUAUCACUGUCCUGAUAUAUGUCCAAAAUAUAACCCCUCCUUCCCAAUGCAGGAAGGAAUACCUCACUGAGCGGUGAGGGAAGUUUGGGUCUUUUUCUAUUAUUUCAUUUCUGCAGCUUGGCAUCGAUUGCUAGACCUUUUUUUCCCAAUUUAAAUAAAUACACACUUGCAGGAAUAGAUUGCACCAAGGAUUGUGAGAUCCAAGUGGUUAAACCGAAUGCACUGCAGAUGACUAUUAAGAAAUAAAGACAUCACAGUCCCUGGAGCCAGAACCUGUAUGUCCAUGCCGGUAUGUGAGACAGAUUAUAACUUCGUGGUGCCUUAUCAGGGGAAGCUUUUGCACUAUUGACAAUAGAUAGAACAAGCUGUCACCUCCAACUGACUCUUACGUCUGUGUAUAUAUAUAUAUAUAUAUAUAUAUAUAUAUAUAUAUAUAUAUAUAUAUACACACACACACACACACACACAUAGACUAAAACAAAUAUUUUGUAUAUUUUAAUGCUAUAAAUCAGUUGUAGCUGAAAUGCAUUAGAUCUAAAGCAUGUCUAAAUCCUCACUAGUCUGUUCAGUAUUCUGAAUUUCACCAGCAGCGGUCAGCUCUCAGCUGGAAUUGUUUGAAUGGCGAGAAUGCAAUCAUACUCCCAGAGUGUAAUCCCAAGAAUGCACACUAGAGGGCAGCCUUACCCAGCUUGACAAACCGGCACACAUGUUUGUCCAUGAUAGGGCUGCUUUGAGUGCUGUCCACCAGUGCUGCCAGGUUUUCCAAAGCUGGUAGAAGGCUUACAGACAAGAUUGGUGUCUAUCUGCUCAUUUCCUCUCUUUUUUUACUUGGGUAUAUUUGUAAAUACAUGUUUUUGUAUAAUUGGAUUUUCAGUGAUCUUACUGGGUGUUUAUUAGCAUGCUUAUUUCCACUGCUAUUAAAAGCUUUAACCAUGUUUAAAAAAACAAAACCCUAAUACUACCCAGCUGGAAAAAUGAACACAUUCAGAUAAACUGAGAAAAGUGUGAACAGUAACAGCUCUGUAAUCCACACCUGAAUGGGACCAGAGGGCAAAACCGAGUUGUUCGGCUAAUUGAACUGCAACUGUGAAAUUGUUUACAUGACUUUCCCAAUCAAGCGACUUCGUGAAAAGAUACAAUGCAGAAGAGCACAGCACACAACAGGACAGGCUACCAAGGGUCUAAAAACGACCAAACGAAUUCUACAGGACGCUAUUGGGGUUUUCAGGGUGUCAUACCAGCAAUUUAAAUAAAAUCUUUUAAAUAUAAUUAAAAAAAAAAAA